AUGAUGAAGGGUAAUAUUCCACCACACAUCUUCGCUGGUCUUGUUUCACUUCGGUAUCUAGAUCUUUCUGGCAACCUAUUCAAUGGGCAUUUCUCAUUUUCCUCCUUCGGUAAUCUUUCAAAGCUAGAAUUUAUAGGCUUGUCAAGCAAUGAGGAAUUAUUUGUACAUCUUGACAGUGGAAAGUUUGUUCCGUCUUUCCAGCUACGGUCCCUCCAGUUGUCACAUUGUAACCUUGAUGCGAACCCACUUGCAACACCGACGUUUCUUUCUUCCCAAGACAAGUUAGAAGCUCUUGAUCUUUCCCACAAUAACUUGAUAGGAAAUUUUCCCCAUUGGUCGCUCCAAAAUCUGACCAGACUAGUAGUUCUCAACUUGAGAAAUAACUCAAUAAUGGGUGCAUUUCAAUUGCCAAAGCAUCUAAAUACGAGCAUGUUUGCCCUUGAUCUCUCCAUGAAUCUCCUCAGUGGACUGAUUCCUACAAACAUCGUCACAAUAUUUCCAAAGAUGUUGGUCUUGAAUUUGUCCUCAAAUUAUCUAACCGGAAGUAUCCCUUCAUCAUUGGGUAACUUGAGUAAUCUGGGGAUAUUGGAUUUGUCCCAUAAUAAUUUAUCCGGGGAACUACCAACUCGCCUGAUGAUUGAUUGCCCUGAAUUGUCUGUCUUGAAGCUUUCCAACAACAACUUGCAUGGGAAGAUGUUUAGUACAAAUUAUGGUUAUCCUUCACUGGAAUAUGUUUAUCUAGAUGGAAACAAGUUUACUGGACCAUUGCCGAGCAAUCUGCCAUCCUACCAGGAGUUAUAUUUAUUGGAUGUCCACAAUAACCAAUUAUCAGGUAUAAUUCCAGAGAGCAUAGGACUUGUUUCCUAUCUAUAUUACCUUAACCUAGGAGGAAAUGAUUUCUAUGGCGAAGUACCAAAUCAUUUGUGUAAUCUAACACUGCUUUACGUGUUAGACUUAUCCCAUAAUAGCUUCUCCGGGUCAUUACCUGAUUGCUUCCAAUCAUCCAAACCAGUGCUUCUCAAGUUUGCUGGGAAUGCUUUAACAGGCAUAAUUCCAAGUAGUUAUUUCAAUAUUUCAUCCCUUGAAGUUUUCGAUGUCAGUAAUAACCAGCUUUCAGGUAAACUGCCAAGACAUAUCGGAGAAAAACUGUCUUUGCAGAUUCUUGUUCUUAGUGAAAAUUCACUUGAAGGCCAUAUACCAAUUGAGUUAUGCAAGCUACGGUCUUUACACAUUCUGGACCUUUCACAAAACAUUCUUUCAGGAUCAAUGCCCUCUUGCUUUGGCAAAAUGCACUUCAGGAAGGCUGACUCAACAGAUACAUAUAUUCCUCGGUAUGAAAUUGGAUGGAUCGAAUUCAGUACAAGUGUGCGGAUUGAGUUUUAUGAAGUUGAUAUAUUGAUGGUGGACUUCAUCACCAAAGGAAACUUAUAUGCCUACCCAACAGAUCAUUUGCUUUUGAUGUCUGCAAUUGAUUUGGCAGGAAACAAGUUGACGGGAAACAUACCGCCAGAAAUUGGAAAUCUAAACGAGCUUGUACAAUUGAAUCUAUCGUUCAAUCAGCUGACAGGUCCAAUCCCCGAAACUUUUUCGAAACUUAGUCAGAUUGAAAGCUUGGAUGUGUCACACAAUCAGUUGAGUGGUGGGAUACCUUGGCAAUUGACUCAACUAAACUUCUUGGAGGUCUUCUCAGUUGCCUACAAUAACUUAUCUGGAUGUACACCAGGUUUCAAAGACCAAUUUGCCACAUUUAAUGUGAGUAGCUAUGAAGGUAAUAUUGGAUUACAUGGGCCGCCGUUGGAUAUGACCUGCACAUCUGACUCGACUCCAAUUGUGCCACCUGAAGUAGAAGAAAACCAAGAUGAUAGCAGUGUGGAGGAUGAUGCCAUCUUCUUUGCAAUACUUGCAGCUUCAUUUGUGGCUGCCUUCUGGGGUUGUAUUGCUUUUUUGUUAUGUCAUCGAAUUGGGCAGCACAUUCGCAGUAUAUUGGAUGGUUAUGUGGACUCAUUGAUUGAAAGGAUCUUAAUGGCAGUACAUAAGUGGACUCGCAUGCAGCGGAAUCGCAAGUGAGAUAAACAGUACCUUGGGCAUUUUAGAGAAGUCUUUCUUUUUGGUACUUUGUAAUAAAGCAAAGCAAGCUUCCGUUCAAUGUAGUAAUUUGAAAUCUUCCAUGCAAUCAACUUUGAUAUAGUUUU
This is a messenger RNA of Phoenix dactylifera (date palm), 2192 nucleotides long. RefSeq lists its product as uncharacterized. The record is from RefSeq and is a predicted model, not a curated record. Lineage: Eukaryota; Viridiplantae; Streptophyta; Magnoliopsida; Arecales; Arecaceae. Gene Ontology annotation, molecular function: protein binding.